Molecule: messenger RNA, 2854 nt
Organism: Solanum dulcamara
Lineage: Eukaryota; Viridiplantae; Streptophyta; Magnoliopsida; Solanales; Solanaceae
Product: probable methyltransferase PMT24
Exons: 9
Coding region: 316-2628 (770 amino acids)
Cellular component (GO): cytoplasm; trans-Golgi network; endosome
Molecular function (GO): methyltransferase activity
Source: RefSeq, a predicted model, not a curated record
AAAUAGAGUAAGUAAUAAAAUAGUUAUACCAUGAAUGUGUUUAACUACCUUUCCGAUCUACUAGUCCCUUUUAGUGCUGUUGUUAUCAUCUGUUGGUAAUUCUAAGCUGUCGGCCAUGAGUGACUAAUAACAUGACAAAUUACUCUGCUUCAUCUUUCUCUUAUAAAUAUCAAAACAAAUCAAGAUUCUCCACCCAACAUCUUUCUUGUGCCCCUUUUAUUUCACCAAAGAAAUGAGCUUCAACCACUAAAAUUGCUCAAGAAAAUUGGUUUCUAAUAUACCCAUCUUAUAAAGAGACAGAAAAGAUCCAAUAUUAUGGCUGGGGGAAGUUACUCCCAUUUUGGUGGGAGGAAAUCAUCUGAUUUCUGCUCAAAAAUCACUGUUGUGACUUUUCUCGGAAUUUCUUGCAUUGGGAUAUGGAUGCUGAUAUCAUCAUUCAGUAUACCUCUUCAAAAUUCAGAGAUAUCUUCGACGAAUAUUUUGGGGCAGUAUUCAGGCAGUUCUGGUGAUUUUCCAGUCAAUGCAAAGAGAGAAGAAGAUGAAACAUUCCAGGUAGAGAAACAGUUCAGAAGAGGAAGGUCUUUAGAGGAGAUUGCAGAUGAAAACAGGCUGGAUAGUUAUCAAAAUGAAGAAAGGGAAGGAGAAAGCUCUAAUUUAAGAAACGAAGAAGAAAAUCCAGAAAAUUCUGAAUCCAGUUCAUCCGGUGAUGAAUCUCAGUCUGGCGAUGAGAGUUCAAAUCGAGAGAGUGAUGAAGUAGAUUCGAGAGAGAAAGACUCAACUUCAAGCAGUGGCGAGUCAGAUACUGGAGGUGAAGACUCAAAUCCAGAUGCUUCUGAGACAACAGUGGAAACAGAGAAAGCAAAGAAGGGAGAGACGGAGAAUGAGGUUUUUCCAGCUGCUGAUCAAUCAGAGAUUUUGAAAGAAGCUACAACACAAAAUGGGCCAUGGUCAACUCAGGCUGCUGAGUCUGAAAAGGAGAAUGAGUCACAGGGUUCUUCAUCAUCUAUGGAUGACAAAAAGGGCGAUAAGUGGAAGCUAUGUAAAACUGAUGCUGGACCAGAUUAUAUUCCCUGUCUGGAUAAUGUGCAAGCUAUAAGGAAGCUCCCACACACUAGCCACUAUGAACAUCGUGAAAGGCACUGCCCUAUUGAAGCUUCAACUUGCCUUGUUCCUCUGCCUUCAGGAUACAAGCAGCCGAUUGGAUGGCCUAGGAGCAGGGAUCAGAUAUGGUACUCUAAUGUUCCUCAUGGAAAGCUAGCCCAGGUCAAGGGUCACCAAAACUGGGUCAAAGUAACUGGAGAGUACCUUACUUUCCCCGGUGGAGGUACUCAGUUUAAGCAAGGUGCUCUUCAUUACAUUGAUUUCCUCCAGAAGACCCUGCCUCAAAUUUCAUGGGGCAAACAAACACGUGUUAUUUUGGAUGUUGGUUGUGGAGUGGCCAGCUUUGGAGGAUACCUCUUUGAAAGAGAUGUACUAGCAAUGUCACUUGCCCCCAAGGAUGAGCACGAAGCCCAAGUGCAAUUUGCACUUGAAAGGGGCAUCCCUGCUAUAUCAGCUGUUAUGGGAACUAAAAGAUUACCAUUCCCUGGUAAAGUGUUUGAUGCUGUCCAUUGUGCUCGGUGUAGAGUUCCAUGGCAUAUUGAAGGUGGCAAACUUCUCCUAGAAUUGAAUCGUGUCUUGCGGCCCGGUGGUCACUUCAUUUGGUCUGCAACACCAGUAUAUCGGAAGGAUGAGGAAAAUGUUGGAAUUUGGGAAGCUAUGUCUGAGCUAACUAAGUCAAUGUGCUGGGAACUAUUGGAAAUUAAUGAAGAUAAACUAAAUGAAGUAGGUGUAGCUAUAUUCAGAAAGCCAACUUCAAAUGAUUGCUACCAGAGUAGAACACAAAAUGACCCACCUAUGUGUGAAGAAGCUGAUGAUCCAGAUGCUGCCUGGAAUAUAACACUCCAGGCAUGUCUGCACAAAGCGCCAGCAGAUGCAUCUGUACGUGGAGCAAGGUGGCCAGAAAAAUGGCCUUUGAGGUCGGAGAAGCUUCCUUAUUGGUUGAGAAGUUCUCAAGUUGGAGUUUAUGGAAAAGCAGCCCCAGAAGACUUUGCUGCAGACUAUGAUCAUUGGAAACAUGUUGUGUCAAAAUCGUAUUUAAAUGAUCUUGGCAUUAACUGGUCUUCCAUAAGGAAUGUCAUGGAUAUGAAAGCUAUUUAUGGAGGAUUUGCUGCAGCACUGAAAGACUUGAAAGUCUGGGUUAUGAAUGUAGUUCCAAUUGACUCACCCGACACGCUUCCAAUUAUAUAUGACCGUGGCUUGUUUGGCAUUUACCACGACUGGUGUGAAUCCUUCAGCACGUACCCCAGAUCUUAUGAUCUUCUUCAUGCAGAUCAUCUUUUCUCCGAUAUUAAGAAAAGGUGCAAUAUAGAAUCAGUAUUUGCAGAAGUUGACAGGAUUCUGAGGCCAGAAGGGAAGUUGAUCGUGCGGGACAAUGCUGAAACUAUUCUUGAAAUAGAGAAUAUGGCUAGGUCAAUCAAAUGGAAAGUGAAGAUGUCUUACUCAAAGGACGGUGAAGGAUUACUAUUUGUUCAAAAAUCAUUUUGGCGUCCAAAACAAGAACAGAUAAUCAAGUCAGCCAUUGCAUAAGCAUAGAAGAAAAAAUUCCACAAUUAGAUACAAAUUUUAUGUUCUUUUUAUAGUGUAGUUCACUUCCACGUUAAUAGAGAAUACCAUCGUGAUAUAAUGAUCAUACGGUAUGUAUGAUUUAUUGUUUUAUCUACCGAGUUUUUAUCAUGUUGGCCAUUCUCUGUAUAAUUAUCUCAACUUUGUGUUUCAUCAAAUGGAAAAAGUAUACAGUACUGUGUUUUGCGUA